Molecule: messenger RNA, 1704 nt
Organism: Diachasma alloeum
Lineage: Eukaryota; Metazoa; Arthropoda; Insecta; Hymenoptera; Braconidae
Gene: MICU1
Product: calcium uptake protein 1 homolog, mitochondrial
Exons: 9
Coding region: 221-1675 (484 amino acids)
Biological process (GO): mitochondrial calcium ion homeostasis; calcium import into the mitochondrion
Cellular component (GO): uniplex complex
Molecular function (GO): calcium ion binding
Source: RefSeq, a predicted model, not a curated record
AUGACUAUUCCGAAAACGUUCGCCCUCAGCUAGUCCAUAAUUCCCCAAAAAUCUCGCGAAAUUGGCUAAAUGCUGCAAAGUGACGCAUUUCUCGGGUAACUCUAUCCGUUAUUCGUGAUUUAUAUCUCGAGGAUGACCCGAAGAUAUUCCUGAUGAUCCUGAAGACUGGAGAAUGACUGGAUAAGAUUUUUUAUUUCAAGAGGCAUUUUUGGACUGAAAUAUGAUCCUGGCACGCAGUAGACACUUGAUCCGCUCUCGAGGGCUUCUCCACGAACUCAGGACAGUCCCGUCACAAGAACCAUCUCAUAAAUGUAGAAUCAGGGAGAUAGUUCAAGCACGAGAAUAUCGCGAUUUUGGACAUGGCAACAAUCGCAAAGUCACGAAGAGAUUCUUUCUCUGGACGGCGUUUUUGAUUGUUGGGCUGAUAGCACCCUGGUCGAACUGGAGAGGAUUGAAGUCACACCUUUUCCCGAAAGUUGAUGCAGCCGAAAUGCUAACAGAAGAGGAUUCCGAGGAGGGAACACUCGCCGAGAGCUCUGACGAGCCAAAGAAGAAGAAGAAGAAACAAAAAGUUGGAUUUCGCGAUCGCAAGAUAAUUGAAUACGAAAAUCGUAUAAGACAUUACUCAACACCGGACAAAGUAUUCCGGUAUUUUGCAACUCUCCAAGUUGUGAUUCACGAUGCCCACGAGGUUUUUAUGACGCCGGAUGAUUUCUUGAGAUCAUUGACGCCUGGUGUCAAACAACCCGACGGUCUAGGACUGGAUAAAUACAAACGAUUCGACCCCAAGGGAAUCCAGGAUAAAUUGGAACUUGAGUUGAAUGAAGACAGCAUCUUCUAUCGACUUGGAAGCGCUGGGCUGAUCACCUUCUCCGAUUAUAUUUUUCUACUCACGGUUUUGUCAACCUCCAGACGCCACUUCGAAAUAGCAUUUCGAAUGUUUGACUUCAACGGUGAUGGAGACGUCGACUCCGAUGAAUUUGGAAAGGUAGCGACUCUAAUUCGUCAACAAACGAGCAUUGGAAAUCGUCAUCGAGACCACGGAAACACUGGGAAUACCUUCAAAGGGGUGAACUCAGCACUAACUACCUAUUUCUUCGGUCCAGCCAACAAUCAGAAGCUGACGAUAGAGAAAUUUUUGGACUUCCAGGAGCAGCUGCAGAAGGAAAUCCUGAAUUUGGAGUUCGAACGACGCAAUCCUGACUCGGACGGAAACAUCACGGAAGUUGACUUCACUGAAUUGCUCCUGGCGUACGCUGGCUACCCAGAGAAGAAGAAAGCGAAGAUGUUGAAGCGAGUGAAGAAGAGCUUCAAGGACAAUGCCAGGGGGAUCAACAAGGAGGAUUACAUGAAGUUCUUCCACUUUUUGAAUAAUAUUAACGAUGUUGACACUGCUCUCACGUUCUACCACAUCGCUGGGGCGUCCAUCGAUCAGGCGACGUUGAAACAUGUGGCCAAGACUGUGGCUCAUGUUGAUUUGAGCGAUCAUGUCAUUCAAGUGGUUUAUACUAUUUUCGAUGAGAACAUGGAUGGACAGCUCAGCAAUCGCGAGUUCGUCGCAGUUAUGAAAAAUCGAGUGCUGAGAGGCCUGGAGAAGCCGAAAGACACUGGCUUCGUGAAGCUCAUCCAGUCGAUGGCAAAAUGCGCCAAGAAUAGUUACGCAUUCGACAAGUGAUCGCAUUAAAAUAAACCUAAUUUAUAGAA